AGGAAAAAAUAGGAAGGAAACAUAAUUAAAUGACUGGGCCUGUACCUGGAAUGUCCAGCAGGGGCCGCUCCACAGCAACUGCAGUGGAGAAAACAGUACAUGAAGAAGUGGCAAUUCACUGGGUUAGCCGCUACCCACAUGGAAAACGGGAAGCAAUGCUCCUGCACCUGGAAUCUCCAGCAGGAGUUGCUUCACUACAGCUGUAGGACAGAAAAACAGAAGGAGCGUGACUCAUUUGGAGGGGGAAAAUCAAGGCUCCUGCAACUGUAAUCUCCAGCAGGAGCCGUUCUACUACAACUGUAGGACAGAAAAACAGAAGGAGCGUGACUCAUUUGGAAGGGGAAAAUCAAGGCUCCUGCAGCUGUAAUCUCCAGCAGGAGCCGUUCUACUACAACUGUAGGUGCGGCACCUUGUUUACCGCUUGGAUUUUGCAGUGCAGGAGCACUGUGGUUUUUGGUCCAGAUACGUAUUGUAUUUUGUUCCUGGGGUUUUGAAAAAUUUACAUUGUUCCCGCGGUUGGGAAAAUUGACCAGCAAUCUUCUCGACUGAGAUGGCUUCUUCUGCUGCUUCUUCUUCUGCUGCUUCUUGCUUCUGCUGAUAGGAACUUUCUCCUGUGUCCUAUUUGCAAGAAGACUCAUUGGAGCCUUCCAGUUCACCUCAGACGAUCCUGCACGAGGACCUCGUCAAAAGCUGACAUUCUGGCUGUGGUGGAAUCUGCCAAGAGAGCUGUCAGCAAUCUGAUGCGCACUGGUCGUGUCUGGGAGUACUCUCUCCUCAGAAGGAUCAUGCAGAGCCCUGAUACUAUUGGCAGGAUGAUCGAGGAGCUGGAGAGCAGAGGAAACGCUGUGGUUGGCAUCCCAACUGAAGCCCCGACUGCUGCUGUUCCAGCUGUUCCUGAUGUUCCUGUCGAGGCUCCGGCUGAGUCCAGCUCAGAAAGCUCUGGGGAACUCUAUCAGUGCCCUGAUACAACCAAGCAGGGAACUUCCCUUAGGGAGAGGAUGGCAAGUUUGGGCUACUACAAGAAGCACUCGCUAGACCAUGAUCUCCUUGUCAGCUUCGCAAAGUUUCUACAGUUUGACAUGUCGAACGAAAACUUCAAACAGGAGGUGGAGAAUGUUGCAAGGUUCCUGUACUUCAUGGACCCUCAGCAGGCCAGUCUCCUGUUUGUGCGACAGCAUGAGAAGUCCCGAGAGUAUUUCCUCAAGCUCUCAGAGGCCGGACUCAGCAAGCAGACGGUACAGAAUUACAUCAAGAGUGUUAAAAGGUUCUUGAAGUUCCACACGGGCAGCACUGACCUGUGCUUCACGGACAGAGUUCUGCACGAGGACUGCAAGAACUACAUCUCAUUCCUGGACAACAUCCAGAUGGCAACUUCAAAACAAGUCAGCAAGGAGACGACCAGGAAGAGAUUCAAUACCUUCCAGGAGGGUGUUCUCUCUUCAACGCAGGUCACUGCAGUGCGGGCCGCUGCCAAGAAAGACUUCCUGGCUGUCAUUGGGAAGCUGCAUGCGGGAGAGUGCUCUCCAGGCCAUCAGCUGACCCUGACAGAGUUGCAGCUGGUCCUCUAUUACCUAGAGGCCAUUGUGAUUCUGGAGCAUGCCCAGCGGCCUGGAGUUGUUGAGCACAUGACUAAGUCACGGAAUGGAUCAGCCGAAGGAGAGAUGACACUCGUCCUGGUUUCGUUGUGGUGGCAGUAAAGGAGCAUAAGACUGCUGCCACUCAGGUGGCCACCUUUGUUCUUACCCAGGAACAGGAGAUGUGGUUCGAUCUCUACUUCUGCAAACCUUCCAGAUGCUGCAUCCAUCGUUCAGCAGUGGAAGCCAUCUGGGGGCAUCGAUGUUGCAAUGGACAGUGUUGUGCUGCAGAAGUUUUGCAGGACGCAGAGGUGGAAGAGACUUGCGGUGGCAGAUAUAGAGGGGAAGGGCAGGGGAGUGUUAGUGACAAGGCCUUUUGCCUUGGGGGAAGUUGUGUGCGACUACCACGGUAAAGUGGUGUCGAGGCAGGAGGGCUUAGCGACCCAUACAGCGACAGCAGAGAAAGAGAGUGGGUACAUGUUUUUUUAUAAUUCUGGACAGGUAGCCCGGUGUAUUGACGCUCAUGAGGAAGAGUGUCCGUGCCAUCCAGGAAUGUGCACAUUUGGCCGUUUAAUUAAUCAUUCCUCAAAGAAGGCAAAUUUACGACCACGGUUGUAUAGUGUAGAUGGCAAAGAUGUAAUCCUCUUCAUUGCCAUACGCAAUAUUAAAGUCCAAGAGGAGCUCCUGUUUGAUUACGGCGUCAACAGGAAGUCUUUUGCUGGGGAGGGGUUAGAUUUAGUUGUUUGGCUGUAGUCCCUGCAGCAAAAAUCUGAGUUUAAUUGAAAAUGUAAAUAAAUAUGUAGAUAGAAAUGUAAAUAUUAGGGUUAGUUAGGAUAAGAGAUAGGAUUAGGGUUAGGCUAAGUUAUAUAUGUAAUAUGUGUAAUAUAUUUUCACAAAGCUUUAUCUGUAUGUACUUCUUCUGUAUGUACUUGCAAAACUUCUGCAAACUUCAAUAAACUGAUUGUUUCCUGAUA
Pygocentrus nattereri (red-bellied piranha) is the source of this 2548-nucleotide messenger RNA. RefSeq lists its product as uncharacterized. The coding region runs from base 741 to 1697 and encodes 318 amino acids. The record is from RefSeq and is a predicted model, not a curated record. Lineage: Eukaryota; Metazoa; Chordata; Actinopteri; Characiformes; Serrasalmidae. The transcript is spliced from 13 exons.